Messenger RNA from Toxorhynchites rutilus septentrionalis, 1926 nucleotides. RefSeq lists its product as uncharacterized. The record is from RefSeq and is a predicted model, not a curated record. Bases 79 to 1839 code for a protein of 586 amino acids. Gene Ontology annotation, cellular component: nucleus. Lineage: Eukaryota; Metazoa; Arthropoda; Insecta; Diptera; Culicidae. The transcript has 3 exons.
CAACAAUGGCUUUGUUCAACCACAGUACGCCAUUUCUAUUGUGAAUUAUUGUAAUCACUCGACGGCCUUUUUUCUAAGAUGGGUAUGCGUACUUUGGAUAUGUUUCUUCGGAAAUCUGUUCCUAACGGAUUUUUUGAGAUAAACAUCGAGGAGGAAAUUCGUAAAUACUAUGACAAUGCUACCAAACCAAACCCACCGGCGCCAAUUAUCGUGAUCGAUUUGAUGGUUAUGGGUCAUGCCAUAUGCCAGGCUGAUUAUAAUGGGCAAAUUUGCGGAGGAAGGCUGAAGGUGGCGUACAUGCUGUUGGAUCAACUUUUCACCAAGCUCAGAGAGUGCGGCGCGGUUUUGGAAUUUUUCUGCGAUGGUCCGGUGCAGGUAAACAAGUACGGCAAGUGGUGUGAGCGUCAGAACCGUUCAUACAGGGGUAUGCUCGAUUUCUACGAUGAAGUUGACUACGGGUGCACCACAGCCGAAUUGAUCGAGACCGAAAUAGUGCUUAUUGUGCACGGUGGUUACCCGCUGAAACAGCUUGCCCAGAAACAUGGCAGAUUGACAACUUCCUUCGGGAUCGAGUGUGUCCAGGAGUCGGCGGCAUAUGCAACCGACAAUAAGGCUUUGGCAAUUUUGUCGAAUGAUACCGACUACCUAAUUUAUGCGGGAACAUGGCAUCUGUGGUCAUCCAUGAACAUCAAUUUCGAUACGCUGACCACAUUGGAGUACAACCGACAGGGUUUGAUGGAUACUUUGGAUCUCAGCUAUAGUCAAAUGCCGUUGUUUGCUCUGCUGAGCGGGGAUAAUGUAUUGGACUUCGAGAUGCUUCAAAAAUUUUACGAUAAAUUGGGUAAUCCGUCCAAUAGAUUUCAUGACUUAGCUGAAUUUGUACGACAGCAUCCGGAGGAUCUGCAGCGAUCAAAACAACUACGUUUACUGCUGAGGGGCAUCGUGGGGAGAGCGGCAGUAAACUCAGACCUGGUCAAACGCUUCCAACAAGGUUUGAAUUUUUAUGAUACGAAUUUUCACCCCCCUAAUUUGAAUCCAAACGGAGAUCACGUUUUGGACGUUCUUCUGAAGCAAAACAGUACCUUCCUGUACGCAGUAUGGGUUGGAAAACCGAAGGAACUCGCAACUACAUUUGUGGACUUGCAACCACAUCAUUUCGGCAUCUAUUACCCCCGGAUGAUCAUCUCAAUUAUGUCCCGCCAAGCAGGAAUAAUUCUAUAUCAUCGGCAGAAGCGGCGAAUAGACUCCGAUUUUACCCGGUUCAAUUUGCUAACCAAGCUCUCCCAUAAUGCUGACCAUUCACUUCAGCAGCAUCGUGUCGAGUUCCCGGAACACAUCGAACCACCAUCACUGGUGGAUCUUCUAUCCACCGACCCGGAGAAACGAGCACAAUUACAAGAAAUCAAACUUCAGCUGUUCUGCUGGAUCGCUUCCGAUACGUUGAACCACCGUCUAUUAAAGCCUAUUCCGGAGGAACUGCGCAUAAUGGUCGUCACGCUUUAUUGUCUCAUGGAGAACCGCCUGCUGAAGCUUUUCGAAGCAGACCAUCUGCUACAAAUAGCAUACGAUGUGACCUACGAGACGUAUGACCAUACGAAAAUUAAUCUGCCACGGACUUUCCAUAGCAGGGGUUAUCGUGUUGCGUUUCUUUUUAUAAGUGUCUUCAAUGUCUUCAUGGAAGCAUACAAGGACCUCGGCUUGGCUAGUGAAACGCUGAACGAAUAUCCACCGUUCGAUGGUAUGUUGUUCCACAAUCACUACGAGAACUGGUCCGUGCAAAAACAAAAUUUAAACCAAAUCAGAGAGUGGAGAAUCUACGACAGACUGGUUCCCCACUAAGCAAACAAAUAUGAUGCUCGUAAAUGUAUUUUAAUUAAAUUCGUAGAAAAAUUGUUGACAAUAAAUGUUCUGUACUUAAUGUUUUAA